GAAACACAAUGGGCUUUGUGUUGAAUGCAAAAUAUAGUGAUAGGCAGCAGCAGCAUUCCUUUGUUUAAAGAUAAAGACGUUCUUUGCUUUCUACUUUAGUUUGCAAUGGGCAACGGCCAAAACUAUUGGGUCAAGGCAAAGACAUUCGUCUUUUUCAGCUUGAUUUGCAUUUCGUGUUUCGGACGCGCUAAAGCACAGUGCCCCAGCGACAUCGGGGGGGAGGCGGUGGCAGAAGGUAAACAACAAGCGAGCUUAACUGGUCAGCUCAAAUUUGCGCACGUGAUAUUUCGACAUGGCGAUCGAAUGCCCAUAAAUCCGUAUCCAACGGAUCCGUGGGGCAACCCCAAGUACUGGCCUACGGCCUGGGGUGAGCUGACAAAUCUUGGCAAACAACAGCAUUACGAGUUGGGUAAAUGGCUGAGGAAACGAUACAACUGCCUGUUGGGCAGCAGAUACAACCGAGAUGAGAUCUAUAUGCAGUCUACGGAUGUGGAUCGUACACUGAUGAGUGCCGAAUCCCAUUUGGCUGGUCUAUACGAGCCGAUUGAUCAGGAUGUGUGGAAUCCACAAAUCAAAUGGCAACCAAUUCCUGUGCAUUCCGUACCAGAGAAGGCUGAUCCGAUUCUCGCUGCGAAGGCUCCGUGUCCAGCUUUUGACUAUUAUCUAGCUAACUUGCAAGCAUCUUCGGAAUUUCAGUCACUAAUAGAACGCUAUGAAAAUCUAUUUAACUAUCUGAGCGCAAAUAGUGGCCGACAAAUAAAAACAUUUAUUGAUGCACAAUAUUUGAACAAUACACUGUUCAUCGAGACGCUAUACAACAAAACACUGCCAGUGUGGGCACAAAAGGUUUAUGGAGGCGCCAACUUGACGUGGGCCUCGAAUUUUGCAUUCUCGGUUAAUACGUAUACCCGGACAAUGGCGCGUCUCAAGGGUGGUCCACUGCUGAAGGAUAUUCUGGAGCGUUUCGAGAUCAAAAUUAAAAAUCAAUUGAUACCGGAUCGAAAUGUGUUUAUAUAUAGUGCACACGAUACCACAAUUGCCAACUUGUUGAAUACACUCAAGCUCUUUGAGCCUCACAGUCCACCAUAUACGGCGUGCAUAAUGUUGGAAUUACGUGUGGAUGCCAAUAAUAUGCCGUUGGUGUCGGUGUUUUACAAGAACACCACAGCGGAGCCGCUGCCCAUGAAUAUACCCAAUUGUGGUGUCUCCUGUCCACUUGCCAAACUCAUUGAUCUCUAUGCGGAUGUGUUGCCAGGAAAUUGGGUUGAUGAGUGCAAAAGAUCCACACUGACGAUGACGUAUGAGGAAGCCAAUUUGGCAGCAGCAUCAGGCAUUCUCAUUUGCAUCAUUGGUGUUCUACUCUGCGCCAGCUUUGGCCUAAUGAUCUACUAUCGUCGUCGCAAUUACAGCAUGUACACUUCGUAUGCUCAAAUGGCAUAGAUAAUGACUUGGAUGGCUUGCAAAAAAGACUUUGUUUAAUAUUUGAAAUCAUAUGUAUAUAUAGUUUAUAGACAUUAAGCAUAUGUAUAACUAAUUUCGUUUGUUGCCAUUCUUUUGAUGCCACAAACUGUUAAUUAUUGGGCAUUUGGCUAUUAAGUUGAUUCUCUGAUCUUGUUGUUGCUUAUUCUGUUGAACGAUGGAAAACAAAGACUGUGAAUAGUUACCCUGAAGUUUCUUACACACAUUUUUUUACAUAUGUGUGCAUCUUGCGAAUAUAGACUAUAUAUAUACAUAUAGCAUGCAUGUGUAUAACUAAGUAUAUAUCUAUAUAUAUCUGCAUUUACGAGUAUAGGCUUUUAUGAAAUUAUCUUGUUGUACAAAAAACAAAAACAUAUUUUAUGAAUUGUAAUAAAAUGAAGAAAAAAAAACGAGCUCAAAAUGAAAA
Drosophila grimshawi is the source of this 1885-nucleotide messenger RNA. It is a transcript of the gene Acph-1, whose product is annotated as prostatic acid phosphatase. Gene Ontology annotation, molecular function: phosphatase activity. Gene Ontology annotation, biological process: dephosphorylation. The record is from RefSeq and is a predicted model, not a curated record. NCBI's taxonomy places the organism in Eukaryota, Metazoa, Arthropoda, Insecta, Diptera, Drosophilidae. Bases 106 to 1440 code for a protein of 444 amino acids. The transcript has 7 exons.